CACGAGCGAUAUACUGCCCUGUUAUCUGGAGGUUUGUGUUACAGCGAGUGGGGUAAUUGUGUUGCAUUAUUGUAAUAAUAAUCAGGGAAAUAUAUUUUUUUAAGGGCAUACGUAACGGUGACCUCUGAUCUUGAUCUUUGUGGUCUGAGACUCCCUCAUAAUACACCACAAACAUGGCAAGAAUUGGCAGGCUGUCUACCAAAGGCUCAGUGCUGCUGCUGUGUGACAUUCAGGAGAAGUUCAGACCCAAUAUUUUCCAGUUCACAAACAUUGUGAGCAAUGCAGCAAGAUUGCUACAGGCAUGCCGAAUCUUGCACAUCCCUCAGAUUUUAACCGAGCAGUACCCUAAAGGUCUGGGCCCUACUGUUCCUGAGCUGGGGGCCGAGGGCCUGAAGCCUCAUACAAAGACCAGUUUCUCCAUGCUGACGGACAGUGUCGAAAGCUCACUCAAGAGCUUGGGAGACCCUCAGCAAGUUAUACUAUGUGGCAUCGAGGCUCAAGCGUGCAUUGCGUGUACAACCUAUGAUCUUCUGGAGCGAGGCAUGGAGGUCCAUAUUGUGGCAGAUGCCGUCUCCUCUCGGAGUCAUACGGAUCGUCUUUUUGCACUGUCACGACUGAAGCAGAGUGGGGCGUUUCUCACCACUACUGAGGGAGUUUUAUUACAACUAGUGCAGGAUGCCAAACACCCUAACUUUAAAGAGAUCCAGAAGCUCUUGGCUCACCCCUCCCCUGAUACAGGCCUGCUGUCCUUCUUCAGCUCUCUAUAGGGCCAGUCGCACACCACACCCUGCAUACAUAAUUACAUAAAUUAUAAAAUAAAAUCAACACAGCUGCUCUCU
Messenger RNA from Pimephales promelas (fathead minnow), 839 nucleotides. Lineage: Eukaryota; Metazoa; Chordata; Actinopteri; Cypriniformes; Leuciscidae. The record is from RefSeq and is a predicted model, not a curated record.